AUGUUCAGACAAUUGACAAGCUCCUUGCGGGUGGCCUCGCUUAGAGCCACGGCUGUGUCCAAGACUGCUGUGAGAGGCUAUGCCGCCUUUGACAGAUCCAAGCCUCACGUCAACGUGGGUACCAUCGGUCACGUCGAUCACGGUAAGACCACUUUGACCGCCGCCAUCACCAAGGUGUUGUCGGAAAAGGGUGGUGCCGCUUUCUUGGACUACUCGUCGAUUGACAGAGCCCCCGAAGAAAGAGCCAGAGGUAUCACCAUUUCUACUGCUCACGUCGAAUACGAAACCGACAAGAGACACUACUCGCACGUUGACUGUCCCGGUCACGCCGAUUACAUCAAGAACAUGAUUACCGGUGCCGCCCAAAUGGACGGUGCCAUCAUUGUGCUUUCGUGCACUGACGGUGUCAUGUUGCAAACCAAGGAACACUUGUUGUUGGCCCGUCAAGUCGGUAUCCAAAACUUGGUUGUCUUCUGCAACAAGGUUGACAUGGUUGACGACGAAGAAAUGUUGGAAUUGGUUGAAAUGGAAAUUAGAGAAUUGCUUAACACUUACGGUUUUGACGGUGACAACACCCCCGUCAUCAUGGGUUCUGCUCUUUGCGCUUUGGAAGGCAAGCAACCGGAAAUCGGUGCUCAAGCCAUUGAAAAGUUGAUGGACUCUGUUGAUGAACACAUCCCCACCCCCCAAAGAGACUUGGAACAACCUUUCUUGAUGCCCGUCGAAUCCGUGUUCUCGAUCUCGGGUAGAGGUACCGUUGUCACUGGUAGAGUUGAAGCUGGUGCCUUGAAGAAGGGUGAAGAAGUUGAAAUCGUUGGCGGUUUCGACAAGCCUUUGAUCACCACCGUUACUGGUGUGGAAAUGUUCAAGAAGGAAUUGGACCAAGCUCAAGCUGGUGACAACGCUGGUAUCUUGUUGAGAGGUGUCAAGAGAGACCAAGUCAAGAGAGGUAUGGUCUUGGCUAAGCCCGGUACCGUUAAGUCGCACACCAAGUUCUUGGCGUCGCUUUACAUCUUGCCUACCGCUGAAGGUGGUCGUCACUCUGGCUUCGGUGCUAACUACAAGCCUCAAUUGUUCAUCAGAACCACUGACGUUACCGGUACCUUGCUGUUCCCCGAAGGCGUUGACGCCCUGACCAUGGUGCAACCCGGUGACAACGUCGAAAUGGUUGUCGAAUUGGCGAGAAAGACUCCCAUCGAAUUGAACCAAAGAUUCAACUUGAGAGAAGGUGGUAAGACCGUGGGUACUGGUUUGGUGACUAGAAUCAUCGAAUAA
Molecule: messenger RNA, 1275 nt
Organism: Diutina rugosa
Lineage: Eukaryota; Fungi; Ascomycota; Pichiomycetes; Serinales; Debaryomycetaceae
Gene: TUF1
Product: translation elongation factor Tu
Exons: 1
Coding region: 1-1275 (424 amino acids)
Biological process (GO): mitochondrial translational elongation
Cellular component (GO): mitochondrion
Molecular function (GO): GTPase activity; translation elongation factor activity; GTP binding
Source: RefSeq, a predicted model, not a curated record